Molecule: messenger RNA, 3460 nt
Organism: Oreochromis aureus
Lineage: Eukaryota; Metazoa; Chordata; Actinopteri; Cichliformes; Cichlidae
Product: patatin-like phospholipase domain-containing protein 2
Exons: 9
Coding region: 93-1472 (459 amino acids)
Biological process (GO): lipid homeostasis; triglyceride catabolic process
Cellular component (GO): cytoplasm; lipid droplet; membrane
Molecular function (GO): triacylglycerol lipase activity
Source: RefSeq, a predicted model, not a curated record
UCGCCUUAGCUUGUUCUCCUUUUUUUGUUUUUAAAAAGAAAAGUUUUUCGCCAUUUACAAUAUUUAAACAGAUCAUUGAAAAACCUUAGAAAAUGACCCCUGGAGUUUCCAGUUGUCAGUACACUGAAGGUCCUCAAUCCAUCUCCUUUUCUGGAUCAGGCUUCCUGGCCACCUACCAGUUAGGAGUCGCCCAGUGCUUCCUACAUUAUGCACCUUGGAUACUACACUCCGCACCUAGUGUCCUUGGCUCAUCGGCUGGAUCUCUGGUAGCAGCUGCUGUGGUUUGUGAAAUGAAUCUAAUUACCAUUCGGGAUGAGAUGAUUCAUUUUGCCAAGAAAGUGAAGUCUUUUACCCUUGGACCACUUAACCCCUCAAUCAAUUUUUUUCACUGGCUGGAAUGUAUUUUAAACAAGCAUCUUCCGUCUAAUGCGCACCAACUGGCCAACGGUCGCCUUGCUGUCACCAUGACCCGUCUGACAGAUGGCGAGCAAAUUCUCAUGUCUGACUUUGACUCCAAAGAAGAUGUAGUACAGGCGCUGCUUUGUAGCUGUUUUUUGCCUGGUUACUGUGGUUUGAUACCUCCAUCAUUCAAAGGAGUAUUCUAUUUGGAUGGUGGCUUAAGCGGCAUUCAGCCUAUAGCACCUGGAUCCUCCAGUCGCACAUUGACCGUAUGCCCAUUUUCUGGAGAGAGUGACAUCUGCCCUGGCGACGCACCAUGUGGGCUGGACAUUGUAACGCAUGGUGCCACUUUCAAGGGCAAUUUGGACAACAGCUUCAGGUUCAUCAAUGCCCUUUACCCAAUGACUUUGGAGAAUAUGGAGGAAGCCUUCCACAGUGGCUACAAAGAUGCUGUUCAUUUCCUUCAGAGUAAUGUGUCCCAAGGGCCACUUAGCGUUAAUCAAACUAUCACAUGGCUUCAUCUGGAAACCAUGGAAGAUGAAGAGGAGAAGAAGAAGCUGGAAAACGGGACCACCAAACUGACAUCUUUUAUAGACAACGGAAGCAUUCAGAUGAGCAACUCUACUACACAGGAAGCUGCACAAUAUCCUCCUCUCCAUUUUGGUACGGUGAAAAAUGUGUUGCUGGGCAAUGUGAUGACUUAUCUGAACAUGUUUGGACUCCCUGCAAGAAUCCUGUCCUACCUGCUCCUGCCCCUCAUGCUGUCUUAUUAUGCUGUACUGCAGAACAGGGACAGGCUGGAGUUGUUGUUCAAGCAGAUGCCUGAGUUUCUUCUUUUGACUUGGCACACCAUGAGAGUUUUCGCCUUUUUCUUUUUCGAAGGAAUGGUCUCUACCUUCAAGAAGAAUAUAAAUGAAAACAUCAUGCCGGUCAUCCGGGCGCUGUGGCAGAAAGACCAGGCACAGUCUGAGGCAUCACAAGGCCGGAGGCAGCCAUCAUCUUGCAAUGAAUUUUCUUCACAUUCAGAGAAUGCCAGUCAAAAAUCAUCUCAGGUUUACAAGAAACCAAAAUAACAGUCUUUGUCAAAUACUGAUGUAAACAAGUGAAGUGCAUCUUUGUACACUUAAUCAAACAUAUUUUGUGAAGUGAAGCCUGUGUGAGUGCAGAUUUCCAUUUAACAUGUUUUAAAGUGUUGAAGGUUGAGUUUAGAGGCUUGUAAUUUACAAAAGCUGAGUAAAAUAUCUGUAUCUAUGUUUUCAUAGUUUUGAAAUUGUAUUGCUGAGGCAGUGGAGUGCAGACCUUCACCGAGGUGGUAGUUUUGUCAUUAUUGGUUCUUUAAUACUCAACAUUGUGCUGGAUGUAGAAUUCUUUAAAGAAUUUAUGAAGAAUUUAUGAAACCAACCAGUCAAACAAAUCUAUACCUGAAGGUGUUUGACCUGAAGAUGGUAUAAUGUAAAAGGUAAUUGAAAGGUGGUAAUUAACCCUUCAGAAUCACUUUAAUUUCCUUGGAGAACAUUAUAACUACAAUCUUUAAAAUACACUAUGGUUAAGCUCUUCUAGAAAAAAGUCAACACGGCUUACUCUUCAAAGAAAUUAAUGAAAUGUUUUAUAGUUUAAAGUAAUUUUUAAUACCUAAGCACAAAAUGUGACAGAAAUGCAUAUGCAAGUGUUUAUGGCAUGUCUGAAAAUCAAAAAAAUGCUCCUGUUUUUCUACAGUAAGUGCUCUUUCAGAGUUUAAAAAUCAGAACAUCACUGACAAAAACACUCAUGGUUAAGAAUUUAGCUGCAGGGUGACGGUUAGUCCUGUGAUGAGCUGUUACAAAAUAGGGCUCUUUCAUUUCUCAGCCUUUUCAGGGUAAUCGUUACCUCACUAUCAUUUUACAUCGAUUCGGUGGUGAGUCUCAGUUGCCUAUGGUGUGUCUUCAUUUCAUUUCCAGACCCAGCUGCUUAAAGAUCAAGGAAUUCUGGGAAAGGGCACAAAUACUAAUGUGUGACAUGGCAAGUUUGCUGUCGAAGGAGCAGAAACCUACUUUCUAAGGCUUAUUUGCCUUUUAUCAAGUCUUUGUGUUGCUUUUCUAAAAUUUAGCUGUUAAUAGCUCCUGUCUUCCAGUCUAUUCUUGAUGCUUUUGGUUUCAUUUGAGCAGCCUGUUGCUAUAAAUUAGGCUAUAUUCAGUUGUAGCCUCAGUACCUUCUUCAUGUUUGAUGCUUUUCUGCUUAAUGACAUUUACAGUAUAAAAUAAAGUAGUUUUUUUUAAAAUGAUAUUGUGUUUGAAAAAUAGCUUUUAUUCCAAACUACAAAAUCCAGCAGGAUUUUAUCUCAGUUGCUGAAAUGUGAAUCACAUCACAUGCAUGUGCCUGCUGCAUCUGCUUUUUCAUGCUGUUGGGGAAAGAGAACAGUUUAUUUUUAAAUAGCCCAGAUACAUUCUGUACUUUUACUUUAUUUUUAUUGUUUUUACAGAGGCCACAGAGAUGACAGAAAAACACAUCAGUGGUGUCUAGACAGGCUUAAAUCAGGGGUGUGGCUUUAUUAACGAAAGUACACCGCAUUCUCGGGUGACCAUCUAAUCCACCUUUCACACUCCUGUCUGAAUGGUAACAUGUGUUGACACAGAGAGGAACAGAUGAUUUUGAUCUCUCAGUUCCAUGUCCUUUUUCAUACAGAUGGCCUGCUACCUGCAGAGAGAUCCUCUUAUAUAAUAAAUGUGGAUGGAUGAUACAGAUAACACACACAUCUGGUGCUGUUCCGCAUCAGCCACUGAUCCAGCCAGUCAACUGGCAGUAAGCUGGCUUUGCAAAGAAAGAAAGAUGCCCUUGCUGGUUUUUCAGUUUUUGAGAGUAUGUGGCAGACUUGUCAUAUGAAGACAACAUGGGAUAAAGGUUGGAAAUACAUAAGUUCUUUUUUUUGUGUACUUUUAAUGUUAAAUUAGAAAAACUUAUGCCAAACUAGGUCAUAACGUAAUGCAGAAUGAGAUUCAUCCUCUGUCAGGAUACAAUAUGUAAAAAAUGUAACAGCAUUCUCAAAAAAAUAAAAUAAAAUUGAUGAAUGCAUUUUCUAUCGGGC